This is a messenger RNA of Drosophila teissieri, 486 nucleotides long. RefSeq names its product neuropeptide-like 2 (gene Nplp2). The transcript is spliced from 3 exons. Lineage: Eukaryota; Metazoa; Arthropoda; Insecta; Diptera; Drosophilidae. The record is from RefSeq and is a predicted model, not a curated record. Bases 95 to 352 code for a protein of 85 amino acids.
UCGUUAUGAGUAGUUUGGCAGAGGUUCAAUCAGUACUCAAGUCAUCGUUCUCUAGUUCAGAGUUCCACAGCAGUUACAAAAAAACCAAACUAAAAUGGCCAAGAUCGCAGUUGCCCUCUUUCUGUUCGCCCUGUUCGCCGUGGCUAUGGCCGCUCGCGUCGCCCGUGAAGAGCCCGCUGCCGCCGUCGAUCCUCUGGAGCAAUUCAAGACGGAGAUUAGCAAUGCCAUCAAAAAACUGCAGGACCUGGACGGAGAGAAGUUUAAGGCGUUCCUUUCGGACGGUAUUGGCAGCAUCCAGCAAGGCUUGACCAAAGUAAACGAGGCAAUCCAGCAGAAACCAGCUUCCGCCUAAGACGUUGUUGGCUGGCCAUAUAUCAUUACAUCGUAAACGAUUCUAAUAAAUGUUUUGACUUUAACUUUAGUUGCUACAUUAUUAAUGAAGACUAAACAAUGAAAUUAAAACGGUAAUUGCUUUUAACACAAAAA